This is a messenger RNA of Ochotona curzoniae (black-lipped pika), 992 nucleotides long. Its product is annotated as thioredoxin-dependent peroxide reductase, mitochondrial-like. Gene Ontology annotation, biological process: cellular response to stress; response to oxidative stress; hydrogen peroxide catabolic process. The record is from RefSeq and is a predicted model, not a curated record. Lineage: Eukaryota; Metazoa; Chordata; Mammalia; Lagomorpha; Ochotonidae. Gene Ontology annotation, cellular component: mitochondrion; cytosol. Gene Ontology annotation, molecular function: thioredoxin peroxidase activity. The transcript is spliced from 3 exons. Bases 1 to 711 code for a protein of 236 amino acids.
AUGUCGGCCAUAUUGGGUCGGUUGCUUCAGGCCUCGCUCGCCCCGCAGGUUGGUGCCCUUGCUCGGGGCCUUUCUGCCUUCUCAGCCCCCAGACCUGUUACAUCUGCAAGAUCCUGUUGGGCCAGCCUCUCCUGGUGUGGCUCCGCUCAGGCAAAACUCGCCUUCAGCACCAGCUCCUCGUGCCAUGUUCCUGCAGUCACCCAGCACGCGCCCUAUUUCAAGGGUACGGCCGUUGUCGAUGGCGAGUUCAAAGACCUAAGCCUCGAUGACUUCAAGGGGAAAUACUUGGUGCUUUUCUUCUACGUGCUGGAUUUCACCUUUGUGUGUCCUACAGAAAUCGUGGCUUUUAGUGACAAAGCCAAGGAGUGUCACAAUGUGAACUGUGAAGUUGUCGCUGUCUCCGUGGAUUCCCACUUCAGCCAUCUUGCCUGGAUCAACACGCCACGCAAGAAUGGUGGUUUGGGCCACAUGAACAUCGCACUCCUGUCAGACUUAACCAAACAGAUCUCCCGAGACUACGGUGUGCUGUUGGAGGGCUCCGGGGUGGCACUGAGAGCCAAAAUCCAACUGCUUCCAAGGAGUGCUUUGAGAAAGUCCAUCAGUAGCUCAUCCCAUGUGUACCUGCACCUUGUCACACCGGAAGAUAACACAACCCACCCACGCCUGGUACCCACUUUUAUCACUGUGAAGGUGGGGGGCUGUAGAAGGUGAGAAGGCAGCUCUGCUUAGCUUGAUAAACAGUCCAUCUAAACGUUCUGCUUCUGUAACACUGGCUCAGUAGUUAGUGCUUAGCUGCACACGCAGGAGCCUGUACUGGAACACUGGGAGGGCUGGUCUGUUCGUACAGAAGCCCUCAUUCGUCCACCCACUCCUUAGCUCACAGCUCCCGCGGGGGCAGAUGCUCUGUGCUAGCCUAACCCAGCGCCUCGUCCACACCAGAUGACAAACUUCUGAUCAAGGGUCCUGGCAGUUUUUCCCUGAAUUUCUUUGUA